GCGUCCUCGCGGGCGCGAGCGGGGCGGAGCCGAGCAGUGAUGGCGGACGAUGGGGAGGGGAGGCUGAGGACUGAGGGGAGCAGCGACGGCGGCGGCGGCUCGGCGGGCGGGGGUGCGGGGGAGCCGCCGGCCGGCGCGGCGGCGGCGGUGGGCGGCGAGAUGCUGCUGAACGUGGGGCUGCUGGCGCUGGCGCUGCUGGCGGCCUACCGGCUGUACCUGCGCUGGGGGACGCGGAACGGGCCGGGGGGCGCGGCUCGGCAGAGCCAGGCCGCCGCUCUGCCGCGGAUGAAGCGGCGGGAUUUCUCCCUGGAGCAGCUGCGCGAGUUCGACGGGGCCCGCAACCCCCGCAUCCUCCUGGCUGUCAACGGCAAAGUCUUCGACGUGACCAAAGGCAGCAAGUUCUACGGGCCCGAGGGUCCAUAUGGAAUAUUUGCUGGCAGAGAUGCCUCCAGGGGACUAGCAACUUUCUGUCUAGAUAAAGAUGCACUCAGAGAUGAAUAUGAUGACCUAUCGGACUUAAAUGCUGUACAGAUGGAAAGUGUAAGAGAGUGGGAAAUGCAAUUUAAAGAAAAAUAUGACUACGUAGGUAGACUCCUAAAACCAGGGGAAGAACCAUCAGAAUACACAGAUGAGGAAGAUACCAAGGAUCACACUAAACAGGAAUGAACUUUGUAAACAACCAAAGUCAGGGGCCUUCGGAACUGCAACCUCUUUAUUCCCCAUCACAGAAUGUCCUGCAUCUUUGGGUACAGUUCAUCUGCUGCGAAAAACAUUCAACAGGUUUUGUACAAGGAAAAUAAUAUACUCACAAAUGAAGAUUUGAAUACUAGACAUUAUUUGUGCUGCCAAACUUUUUGUUGCAGUUUAUUUGUAAUGUCUGGUUAGGCUUCAGUAGUGAAGAGGGGCCAGGGAUUGAAAGGCAAAACCGCUAUUCCUUUUUAUCAGUAAGCUGAAGCCUUCAAAUAGUAAAUAUUGCAAGCUCUCUAAAAGACGCGAGUCUUCAAGCUCAGUGGAAGGUUUGAAUCUUGUUUCAUGUGUGUCUUCUUUCUUCAGCAUUAAAGACGUACUCAUGUACAUCAGUAUCAGUAGGUUAGACUACUGAAACUGGUGUUAAAAUGUGAAUUUUCAAUUUCGUUUUGUAUGUGGGUGUUAGUAGCCCUGGCAGAAUACUUCAGUUCUCUAAGAGAAGUCCAUGUAGAUUAGGAUGGGGGUAAAAUUCGUCCUUUCCUCAAAAGGAUUGGGUAAAACUGUUUCCUCUGCAACAGCUAUUAUCUGAAGCCUGCCUCUCCCCCCUUUUCUCAUCCUCUAAAUCAAAUCAAAUCAAAUCUUAAUUGUGCCUUAUUUCGCUUACAUAGACUUGAAUUGUUUUAAGGGACAGCCCCAAAAUUCUGGUUUCAUAGUCACUACAAGCAGCAUUGAGACUGAAGUUAGAAUGUUCUGUUGACUGGAAAACCUUGAUGUCAUUCUGUGUAUAGAAUGUAAAAGAGGAAUACUCAGUGUUACUGCCAUAUGUUAAUACUACAUAUACUUAAAUUAGCAUUGUGAUGGCCAAAUGCAUACUCCCAUGCUUCUUUUUAAGUAAUUACAAACACACAAAAAAUUCACCCUUCCUCCUCUUCCAGAAGCUGCCUAACUUUUGGGAGCAUAGCCUUCACACCCCCGUAGAGUGAAGGGGCCUGCGCGCGUGUGUAUGUGUGUGUGUCUGUCUGAAUGCAAGACUUGGGAGGGAUUGUUUCUGCAGAUAUUGUAAAUACGAGUACCAUUUUAAUAAAGCAUGUACAAUACCA
Tyto alba (common barn owl) is the source of this 1787-nucleotide messenger RNA. It is a transcript of the gene PGRMC2, whose product is annotated as progesterone receptor membrane component 2. Gene Ontology annotation, cellular component: membrane; endomembrane system. The record is from RefSeq and is a predicted model, not a curated record. Lineage: Eukaryota; Metazoa; Chordata; Aves; Strigiformes; Tytonidae. The transcript has 3 exons. The coding region runs from base 40 to 666 and encodes 208 amino acids.